Molecule: messenger RNA, 1179 nt
Organism: Dendrobium catenatum
Lineage: Eukaryota; Viridiplantae; Streptophyta; Magnoliopsida; Asparagales; Orchidaceae
Product: flavanone 7-O-glucoside 2''-O-beta-L-rhamnosyltransferase-like
Exons: 2
Coding region: 1-1179 (392 amino acids)
Molecular function (GO): UDP-glycosyltransferase activity
Source: RefSeq, a predicted model, not a curated record
AUGCUUCCAUGGCUAGCACACGGUCACAUCUCCCCCUUCCUCGAACUCGCCAAGAAACUAUCCACCAACACCAACAUCUCCAUCUACCUCUGCUCCACACCAGUUAACCUCAAAUCCAUAAAUCUCGACUCCAAUUCCUUCCCCCACAUACACCUCACCGAGCUCCACCUCCCCUCCGACCACCACGACCUUCCCCCACAUCUCCAAACCACCAAAAACCUGCCUUCCCAUCUGAUGCCCCUUCUCAAAACCGCCUUCGACCAAUCCUCCUCUUCCUUCUCCAGCCUUCUCGUCUCCCUCUCCCCCCACCUCCUUAUCUACGACUUUAUCCAACCUUGGGCUCCCCUCGCCGCUUCUCGACUUCACAUCCCCUCCAUCCUCUUUCUCCCUAUUGCCUCCUCCGCUUCGUCCUUCUUCUGCCACCACCUCCUCCGCCCGCCCCACAAUCAAUUCCCCUUUUUUGAAAUUCCGAAGAAGUCUGACUCCAUAGCAACGAUCACCAAAGUAACCAACGGCCUCUCGGAUUCCGAUCGCUUCCUUCAAUGCAUCAACAACUCCACAGAAUUCGUAGCUGUCAGGACUUUUAGAGAGAUUGAAUCGAAGUACAUUGAUUACCUCUCGUUACUCAUUGGGAAGGAGGUGGUUCCGAGUGAAAUGGUAGAGCUGGCCAUUGGGCUGGAGCGGUGCGGGCUCUGUUCCAUAUGGGUUGUGAGAUUCGAAGGUGGCGACUCACGACGGCCGACGGGGUUUACGUGGGACAGAGGAUUGGUGAUUGAGGGAUGGGCUCCGCAGAAGAGUAUUUUGGCGCAUCCGAGCGUGGGGGGCUUUGUUACCCAUUGCGGGUGGAGUUCGGUGAUGGAAGGGAUGAGACAGGGGGUGCCGAUGAUAGCGAUGCCGCUGCAACUAGACCAGCCGUUGAAUGCUGAGCUUAUGGUGGAGCUUGGAGUUGCUGUGAAGGUGGAGAGGGAGGAGGAUGGUGGGUUCAGGGGGGAGGAGGUGGCGAGGUGUAUAAGGGAAGUGGUGGUGCGGGAAGAAGGAGAAGGGGUGAGGAGAAAGGCGAAGGAGGUGGCAAGGAUUAUGGGGUGUAAAGAAGAUGAAGAGAUUAUGGUGCUGAAGGAGAGGAUUGAGGGACUUGUAAUGGCAGCUGAGAAUAAGAAUGGGACUGUGCAGUUCAAUUAG